This is a messenger RNA of Amphimedon queenslandica, 606 nucleotides long. RefSeq names its product ADAM 17-like protease. The record is from RefSeq and is a predicted model, not a curated record. Gene Ontology annotation, biological process: Notch signaling pathway; membrane protein ectodomain proteolysis. The transcript has 5 exons. The annotation marks the transcript as partial. Lineage: Eukaryota; Metazoa; Porifera; Demospongiae; Haplosclerida; Niphatidae. Gene Ontology annotation, cellular component: plasma membrane. Gene Ontology annotation, molecular function: metalloendopeptidase activity.
AGAUUCAGCAGAGGAGACUGGUCCAGCUACUGCUUGGCUCAUCUCUUCACUCAUCGCCAGUUUAGCUCCGGAAAACUGGGACUGGCUUAUAUCGCUAGUCCUGGGGUAGGAGAAACAGGUGGAAUAUGUUCACAGAGAGUCAUUGAUAGCUUUACCAAUGACAUAGUUAUAUACAACACUGGUGUCAGUGUGGCCAGCACUGGGAAGAGGCUGUUACUGCCUCAUGAAUCAGAACUGGUCAUUGCACACGGUCACAGUUGGGGUAGCCCCCAUGAUCCUGGUACUGAUACUAACUGUAGGUUGAGGUAUUUAAUGAAUGAGUUUAUACAAGACAACAGUGAAGGGACACACCAGGAAUUCUCUCCUUGCAGCAGGAUCAGUAUUGGUAGAGUAUUAGCUAACAAGGCAACCUGUUUUCAAGGUCGCUCUAAUUCAAAUUGUGGUAAUUACAUGAUAGAUGAUGAUGAGGAGUGUGAUGGAGGUAGACUGACUGUAGAUGAUCAGGACAGCUGCUGUGCCUCUAACUGUAAAUUAAGGAAAGGAAGCAACUGCAGGUAUCUAGUCUACAUGUACUUGUUGAAUAACUCUUUGUGUCAUUCAGUAUAA